GAUAGGCAUUUUCCAUUGGUAAAUAGACUGAAGGAUAACCAAAAAAUAAUUAAUUAUCAAAAUCUUAUCUAAACCUCAUACUUUUUGGAACGCUUUGUUCAUGAUCAAACAAAAAACCUAGGGCAAACGUAUUUUCUACGCAGCUAAAUUAAUUGACUGUAAUGUAGUAAGACUUACAUGUCAAUGAAGGAACCAUCUCCAUUGAGAAUAUAAACCGGAACACACCCAAUGUAAUUGACAAGAAUGACGAUUUAUGAAAUUUUCCUUUUACAAGUGACAUAUGUGUUAUUUUUCGGGUUACACAUUUUGCCCAUAUUAUUUUUUUAAAUAAUCAUAAUAAGUCAUAUUCAAGAUGCAAGUACCUCCAGUUUUCAUUGAUAUGUCCUUAGAGGAUCAGGCUCAAGAACUUCGGGUAUAUUUGAAAAAUCUUGGAGCGGAAAUAUCGGAAGAGAAAUCACCAAAAGGCAUUGAAGACGAUUUACAUAAAAUCAUUGGGGUAUGUGACUCAUGCUUUAGAGAAGGCCAAGAAAGUGAUGUUGAAAUGGUGUUAAAUGAUAUAGUCUCUAUCAUGGUCCUGAUACCAUUAGAGAGAUCUGAAAAUAUUAUCCUAGCUUUUUGUGAGAAGUUAACAAAAGCCCAGGGUCAAAAAUUGGGUUUGGUAUGUCUUAGAGCGUUGUGGUUACUAUUCCAAUCUCUAGAUGAUAGAUCACCAAUGCGUUAUCCAGUAUAUUACCAUCUCAUACAAAUUGCCAAACAAACAGACGCCGUCAAGUUUGUAUUUCAAAAUAUUGAUCAUCUCAAACAGCAAUUUGCUAACUGUCCCCCAUCUAAUGAACAAUUACAAAAACUGUACAGACUCUUGCAUGAAGUGUUAGUCAAAUCUAAUCAGAGUGAACAAGCAGCUCUAGUUAUGAUUGAAUUACUUGGAACUUACACUGAUAAAAAUGCGUCACAUGCAAGGGAUGAUGCAAUACGUUGCAUAGUAUCUGCAUUAGCAGAUCCAAAUACAUUCCUUCUUGACCCGUUACUAUCUCUAAAACCUGUGAGAUUUUUGGAAGGCGAGCUUAUACACGAUUUACUGAACAUUUUUGUUAGUGAAAACUUGUCUGCUUAUCUCAAAUUUUAUAAGGAACACAAAGAAUUUGUUAGCGCCCAAGGAUUGAAUCAUGAGCAGAAUAUGCAGAAAAUGAGAUUAUUAUCAUUUAUGCAACUUGCAGAAUGUAAUCCUGAAAUAUCAUUUGAUGUUAUUGAGAAGGAGCUGCAAAUACCGGCAGAUGAAGUAGAAUGUUUUAUUAUAGAAGUUUUAAAAACGAAAUUAGUGCGUGCAAGAAUGGACCAGUCUGCCAAAAAAGUAUUUGUAUCAAGUACAAUGCACAGAACUUUUGGAAGAGCACAAUGGCAACAAUUGCGCGAUUUACUCCAUUCGUGGAGAGGUAACCUGAGUACUGUACAAGAAGGCAUGAAGAGUGUUGCCGCAGCUCAGCUAGAACUUAUGAAUCAACAGUAAUUAUUGACUUAAUAAUAAUUUCUAAUAAAAUAUUAUAAGGUG
Molecule: messenger RNA, 1549 nt
Organism: Diorhabda carinulata
Lineage: Eukaryota; Metazoa; Arthropoda; Insecta; Coleoptera; Chrysomelidae
Gene: eIF3m
Product: eukaryotic translation initiation factor 3 subunit M
Exons: 8
Coding region: 353-1507 (384 amino acids)
Biological process (GO): cytoplasmic translational initiation
Cellular component (GO): eukaryotic translation initiation factor 3 complex; cytoplasm
Molecular function (GO): translation initiation factor activity
Source: RefSeq, a predicted model, not a curated record